Messenger RNA from Ananas comosus (pineapple), 1640 nucleotides. RefSeq names its product histone-lysine N-methyltransferase setd3. NCBI's taxonomy places the organism in Eukaryota, Viridiplantae, Streptophyta, Magnoliopsida, Poales, Bromeliaceae. Gene Ontology annotation, biological process: peptidyl-lysine monomethylation. The record is from RefSeq and is a predicted model, not a curated record. The transcript is spliced from 5 exons. Gene Ontology annotation, molecular function: protein binding; protein-lysine N-methyltransferase activity. Bases 56 to 1513 code for a protein of 485 amino acids.
AUCCUCGUCUGAGAGUUGUCCUCCGCUUCCACCCACAAAAAAAAGAAAAAAAAAAAUGGCGGCGUCCGCAGUAGCCCCAAAGACGCUCCUCUCCGGCACCGUCCUCGACAUGGUGGCCUCAUCGGCGUCGUCCCUCACCCACCGCCGCGCUCUCGCCUGCUCGGCGUCGCGGCUCGUGCCGCGCCCGCCCGACCUCGCGCGGUGGGUCCGGACGGAGGGCGGGUUCGUCCACCCCAAGCUCCGGAUCGCCGACUCGUCCUACGGCCUCGGCGUCGUCUCCGCCGACGAUAUCCCCCCCGGCUCCGACCUCAUCGUCCUCCCCACCCACCUCCCGCUCCAGUUCCACCGCCCCCCCGAUCCCCGCCGCGACGGAGCCCAUUCCCUUCUCGCUCACUUGGCUUCCAAAGUCCCCGAGGAACUCUGGGCUAUGAGAUUGGGCUUGCGGCUUCUUCAAGAGAGGGCGACAGUCGGGUCCCUCUGGUGGCCUUAUAUCAGCAACUUACCAGAAGCUUUCACCGUGCCGAUUUUCUUUCCGGGAGGCGACGUAAAAAGUUUGCAGUACGCUCCCCUUCUUCACCAGGUAAACAAAAGAUGCCGCUUUCUUCUUGAGUUUGAGAAGGAAGUCAAGAAUAUACUCGACGAUGUGGCCUCCAAGGAUCAUCCUUUUGGAGGUCAAGAUGUCAAUGCUUCUUCUCUCGGCUGGGCCAUGUCGGCAGUUUCCUCGCGAGCGUUCCGUUUGCAUGGUGAAAUCCUUUCUGAUGGAAAGCACUCUGAGGUCCCUAUGUUGCUUCCGCUAAUAGAUAUGUGUAAUCAUUCCUUUAACCCAAAUGCUCGAAUUGUUCAACAGCAAGAUACAAGCAGCCGGAAUAUGUCAGUCAAGGUUGUGGCAGAGACACAUAUCAACGGAGACACCCCGGUGACACUAAACUAUGGUUGUUUAAGCAAUGACUUGUUCCUUCUUGAUUAUGGGUUUGUUAUUCCGUCGAACCCAUAUGAUCAAGUUGAACUGAAGUAUGAUGAAACUCUCCUUGAUGCUGCUAGUACAGCAGCUGGAGUUUCUUCUCCCAGCUUUUCAUCUCCAGCUAAGUGGCAGCAAGAGAUCCUUUCGCAGCUAAAUCUACAGGGAGAUGGAGCUCUUCCCAAGGUCACCUUAGGAGGUCCUGAAUUGGUGGAUGGCCGCUUGCUAGCUGCUUUGCGUGCGCUUCUUACAACUGAAUCUGAAAAAGUAAAGAUUCUCGAUCUAAGCGCCCUAAAGUCACUAGGAGGGGAAGCCCCUCUGGGUUCGUCAGUUGAAGCUGCAGCUCUCCGAACUAUUAUUGCACUUUGUGUCAUUGCUCUUGAACACUUCUCCACAAAGAUAAUGGAGGAUGAGUCCGUAUUAAAAGUCGGUGCAUCUUACUCAACUGAGUUGGCCGUCCAAUUCAGAAUGCAGAAGAAACUGAUGAUCAUAGAUGUGAUGCGGAAGCUCACUCAGAGGGUUAAAAUGCUAUCAAAGGAAAAAUCUGCCGCCUAAAUUGGUUGUUUGUUAAUGAGGUUUAUUUGAUGAAUUUUUGGCUGGUCUUUAAUUUUUUAGCAGUUGAUCUUAUUGUAUUGACUACAUGCUACAAUGAAAGGGAAAAAUUUGAUUCGUUCUCCUCUUU